UUUCGCCUCGGUCUUUUGAUGCAGGCAGCGUGUGACGACGUUUGAUUCCGGAGCCACUUUGACAGUUCGGAGGCCGUCUGAAGCGAGAUCAGAGGCGCAAGGGGGCACGUAGAAGCAGACGUCCAGCCGGGGGAGAACAUCAGAGGAGACAUUGUGAGUCUCCCCCUGGAAAAGUGACGGAGGCCGUGAAGGCAGCCAUAUCAGCGGGGUACAGGCACAUCGACGGGGCUUUCAUCUACCAGAAUGAGGUGGAGGUUGGCGAGGGAAUCCAGGCCAUGAUCAAGGACGGAGUGGUCAAGCGGGAGGACCUUUUCAUUGUUAGUAAGCUGUGGUGCACCUUCCAUGACAAGGCUAUGGUUCGACAAGCUUGUGAGAAGACCCUGAGCGAUCUCAAACUGGCCUACCUUGACCUCUAUCUCGUGCACUGGCCAAUGGGAUUCAAGGCUGGCAGCGACCUGUUUCCUUCGGAUACCAACGGCCAAAUAAUUCCUGAUAACUCUGACUUCCUGCAGACAUGGGAGGGGAUGGAAGAGCUGGUUGAUGCUGGUCUAGUCAAAGCCAUCGGCAUUUCCAAUUUCAACCGGGAUCAGAUUGAGCGUCUCCUCAACAAGCCAGGCCUCAAAUACAAGCCUGCCAAUAACCAGGUGGAGUCCCACCCGUUCCUGUGUCAGGAAAAGCUGAUCGACUACUGCCACUCAAAGGGUAUCUCCGUGACAGCCUACAGCCCCCUUGGCUCCCCUGACAGACCCUGGGCUACAUCAGAUGACCCUUCGCUUUUGGAGCAUCCUGAUAUCACAGCCAUAGCAGAGAAGUACAAAAAAACUUCUGCUCAGGUCCUGAUCCGCUUCCAAAUCCAGAGAAAUCUGGUUGUGAUUCCAAAAUCGGUCACCCCUCACCGCAUCCAGGACAAUUUCAAGGUGUUUGACUUUCAAGUAAGCGACGAGGAUAUGAAGACCAUAUUGGGAUUCAAUCGUAAUUGGAGAGUCUGUCCGAUUAAAUCGAGCGUGAAGCACAAGGACUACCCUUUCCAUGCUGAAUUCUGAUGCGGAAAAUCUGCAAGUGUGUGCUGCAGUUUGCUAAAAGACGGGCUGCUUUCUUUUCUUUUGCGCACUUGUGGUUUGUUACUGUCCUUGUUAGAGGAAAAACUGUCCGUGCAACCCUGAUUUGAGACAUAUUUACUCAAUUAAUCAUAGUAGCAUCGUAAUGUUGGCAACAAGGUUUACAAAGCAUGAAUACGUUGCACUGUAGUUUCUCCUUACGUGAUACAAGCACUUCCUCUUAUUUCCGAGUCAUAUGUGGCACUUGUGACUAUUGUCAUAUGUGCUGCUUGUGAUUGCGUUGCCUCAUUUGUUUGCGUGUGCGUGCCAAAGCUGCAUGACACAGUGCCUGAAGGGCACCCAGGAUUUGCUGUCCUUGGUCCUCUUAAUGGGCACUAGGGGUCACUAAAGGCCACGGGCAGAACAUUUCUAUGCCUUCCAACAAUUUUCACUGCGGGGUAUAUUACAAUAAAAUAGUUUUAGUAUGUACUGGCUUUUGUCGUAUUUUAUUAUGUGGCAUGUGAAAUGAAGUAAAUGUGCCUUAGUUUUUUUUCCCCCAUCUUGGUUCUCAAUACGGAGUUACUUUUCGCAGUGAAAAGGGUUGUGGGGGAGAGAGAAAAAAACCGACGAGCACAAACAAGUUUCUCAGUUGUUGGAUCCCAUGCAGAAACAUGUUAUGGUCUCCUGAGUUAAUAUUCAGCGUUGAUUGGAUAGCCUUUGUGUUUCGACGCCCUCUCAGGAAAACAAUAGCAACAGUUAACACACACAGGAACACGAUCUGAUUAUGUGCCUCUUUGUCGUCCUCUCCACUUACCAUAAAAUGAGCAGGAGGUUCUUGUCGUCUUCCUUAAGUGCAAAAUCAAACACCUACAGGAGGGAAAAGUGAAAAUUGCUGUAAAAACGUCUUUGACUAAACAAGAACUACAUUUUUUGGCUUCUUGUGUUAUUUUGUAACAUCCUGCGAUAGCUAUCUUUUUCCCUUGCUGCUCUUGUUCAAAAGUUCACUUCCAGUCUCCCAUUCUAAAACUGUUGCCAUCAGCUCCAUGAAUUAUUUGAUGGGAUUCAGAGUUGUUUUCCUGGAGGGAAAUGUCAAAGCAAAACCCCCCCUCAUUGUUUUACACUUGAGGCGUGCCUCCCAUGUUCUCUGACACCUCAUACUGUUAAUCAAUUUGCAUAUUACGAUAAGUUACUUUGGAAUUUAAAACAAAAACAGGGAAACCCCCCACACCUUGUUGGAUGCUGUAAAUAUAAAAGGGCUUUAUUUAUAGGGCUCAAAAUGUGUUUGAUUUGAAACGAGGAAUGUUAUUGCCAAUACCAAUAUUUCAUUUUUACUAUGUGAGUAAAUGUGCACAAUAUUUGUCACAAAUAAUGAAUACAAUAGCGGCAUAUACAAUUCCUGGCUACGAGAAUUCUGUGGACAACCGCAUGAAUCCAUCCAUCAAAGCUUUUACUUAACCGGAAAAUAAGAACCUCUCUUUUUCAAUGGUGAUCUGGCCAAGAAGGUAGAGCAUACAUGUCAUAACAACAACAAUACAAUGUAUACAUAAAAGUAUACAGUAGAAAGAGACCAACAAGGCCAGCUUGAGUCGGCUGAAGGUCAUUCUAGGACCAAGGGGCAAAGUCCGAUAAACUUCUCUUUAGCUGAGAUUCGCGGAAUUUUGAAUCAUCACGAACUUGGGACAUAUAUGUAACAUGGAAGGAUAUCAAGAACAGCUUUAGAUAUAAAAGAAUACCAGUGCUGCAGCCUGUGUGUUGCAAGUGAGGACAAACCAUAGAAGGAGUCAUGAGCACUGAUGUGUCCUUUAUGCAGAGUUUUUAAUAAAUCUCAGCUGCAUCGUAGAGCGGUUCGUGUUUAGUUAGGGCAGUGGAACAACCAAAUGUUUCUCCCAUAAUGUAAUUGUGACAGAAAUAGGGCCAUAACCAGCCGUUUGUGGGAAAGCGAAAAGCAUGAUUCCUUGACAAUCAAGGAGACAAAUUCCUGCCAUACUUGGUAAAUAAAGGCGAUUCUGAUUCGGAUAAUUUUAUAGCGAUAAAAGAAACGUAAGUUUCUUGACUAAUGCAUUUAAUGUGAUAUUUAAAAUCUAGAUUUGUAUCCAGCCAGAUACCGAGGUAAUUAUACGCCUCAACAAGCUAAAUUUACCUAAUGCGUCACACAGUCUGGGUUUAUUCCCAUCAAGUCAUAAUCCAUCAGUUUUUAUAUGACUGCUUCCAGUGGUGUGACUUUAAAAUAAGAGUGUCUGGAAGUUCACCAGACUUGAUAGCAACAUAAUAUAAACUUCCCAAGGUCAAUCAAUAUAGGCUUUUUUAUCGCUAAGUGCCCAAACAAAGGAUAUUGAGUGUAUGGGUGACAUUGCAACAUUUAAUAAGGCAUGCCUAAAGCCUCAUGUUGGAGACAAGCUUAUUUUCCUUGCCAAGUUUAUUAAAACCAGGCAAACUACCUAGCAUGUACCCAGAUACUGAAUGCCGAAUUUUGUUUACAUAUUCUGGGACAAAAGUUAAUUUAGGUUGGAACAUGGGAGGGACUCAACACAGCAAUUAGGGAUUGAAGCUAUUCACCAUGAUGCCAGGGGUGGGGAUAAAAGUAAACGGUUCAAACAGAGCGACAUGUUGGAUUUACUCUUUGAAGGCAACCAGCUAUCGAGGCCUCUCUAAAGAUUUGGAGCUCUCGCCCUUCUUGUGAUCACAGUGUAUCAUGAUUUGUUUCCGAAUGGAUUCGACGCACUUACUGUUGUACGAGUAUACCUGUUAUCUGCUUCAUGCGGCUGUCCACAGAAUUCUCCGCGGCAGGAAUUACCUGCCACCACUUUAUUUACAAUUUGCUUUUGAAAAAUAUUGUACACAUUUAUUCACAUGGUAAAAAUAAAUGUUAGUCGUAUUGGCAAUAAUAUUCAUCUGUUUUUUGUCUUGUUAAAAAUUUACCCGUAGGUGCGAAUGGUUGUUUGUUUCUAUGUGCCCUGCGAUUGGCUGGCAACCACUUCAGGGAGUAGCCCACCUCCUGUCCGCAGUUAGCUGGAAUAAGCCGCAGCAUACCCACGACCUUCGUGAGGUUAGCUGUGUAGAAAAUUGAUGGAUGGAUAAAAAUCUAGAAUUGUUUUAACUGCUGCUGACCGUGAUGGUAAAGGGCAGAGCAUUAUUUGAAAUUCUGCCCCCAGUGGCUAACAGAAAUGUUGCAAGUGACACACGUGAUGUCAAUGGCACUAAAAUUGUUCCCACGCCAUUGUUUUCUUACCACCACCCUAAUGAAGGCUGGUGGGUCGAUUUCGGUGGGUGUUUUUUCAUGUUUUGAGCCCUAUAAAUGAUGGCUUUUACAUUUACAGUAUCCAACUGAAUGGGAGGACCUGGAAUUCUUUCCGACAUCUUAUUGUUGACUAUUUAAACCCUUCCAAGAGCUCCAGCUCCCCUUUGGUUGCUGCUACUAAACGGCCGACGAGACAGACGACAUCACCUGCUACAACAACAGAUAUAUUGAUGAUCUUCUAUCAGAUGUCAGUUAAAACUCUGUGUUCUUGCUUCGAUCCCUGAAUGGUUGAAGAUGGCAACCUGACGACCUUUGACUUACCCAGAUCAAUAGGAUUAACUUUUUCAGAAACUACACUAAAUAUGAGCGUUACCAGAAAUAACCUGUAACAAUCCAUUUUAAGUAUCUCUUGAAGUUUUGAAUACCUGAAAAUUCUCCCUGAUCCGAUGGGGAGUCACUGACUUGGCGAAGACAGUCACGUUCCUCUGAAUAUGGAACCUGAUGAGAACCUGGUGGAGAUAAUGUGACAAUGCGGCAUUAUGGAAGCGAAACAUCAUCAUUCACACAAUAAAACAUUUGUUUUCAGCAUUGCCG
This is a messenger RNA of Phycodurus eques (leafy seadragon), 4869 nucleotides long. RefSeq names its product aldo-keto reductase family 1, member B1 (aldose reductase), tandem duplicate 2 (gene akr1b1.2). Gene Ontology annotation, cellular component: cytosol. The record is from RefSeq and is a predicted model, not a curated record. NCBI's taxonomy places the organism in Eukaryota, Metazoa, Chordata, Actinopteri, Syngnathiformes, Syngnathidae. The transcript has 10 exons. The coding region runs from base 276 to 1043 and encodes 255 amino acids. Gene Ontology annotation, molecular function: aldose reductase (NADPH) activity.